Messenger RNA from Gambusia affinis (western mosquitofish), 698 nucleotides. RefSeq names its product small integral membrane protein 22 (gene smim22). The coding region runs from base 16 to 408 and encodes 130 amino acids. Gene Ontology annotation, biological process: regulation of cell population proliferation. Lineage: Eukaryota; Metazoa; Chordata; Actinopteri; Cyprinodontiformes; Poeciliidae. The transcript has 4 exons. The record is from RefSeq and is a predicted model, not a curated record.
CCCGGAGCCCUGAUCAUGCCACACCCACUCCCUUACCUGCUCCUGUUUCAGUCAGGAGGGUGGAGCAGCAACAGGUGCAACACUAUAAAAAAAGAUCUUUGUACCCGGAAGGGAAAAAAACCCCAUGACAAUAAGCGACUCUUCGUGCAGGACAAACCCACUAUGACUAUCCAGCAGGAAUUUGAGGACCAGUUCAACGAUGUGGUCUCCAGACUGCAGUCGAAGCAGAUGUUCCAGUCUGACUGGGACAUCGCUUCUUUUGCCAUCUUCUUUAUCUUCAUUGGCGUGGUUCUCACGUUGGUCUUGCUGGUUCUGAUCCGGUGCUGCUGCUGCUGCUGCGGUUGCUGUGACGAUGAAAAGCCACACAGAAGAAAGGUCGGCAUAGAGAACUACGGCAUGGAGCCCUGAGCGACCCGGUCCGACCGGCGGGAGGUCCAGCAGAACCUCCUCAUCCUCUUCCUGUGCCAAAACGCACACUGGAAUCAAAACUCUUCAGACAGAAUGUAAUUCCUGCACAAUGUUGUUUAGCCAAAUGGAAAGUUAGCACACGUGAUUGUUUUUUUUUUCCCACUCGCAGCUUUGUGGGUUUUGUUGCCAGGUUACCACAGAGCAGCUGGGAGACCUGUAUAUAGAUUUGCUAAAAAUGAUUCAAAUUUAUUUUAAGGUUUGUAUUGAGUAAUAAAGCAGUUUAUUGUUUG